Molecule: messenger RNA, 408 nt
Organism: Lactuca sativa (garden lettuce)
Lineage: Eukaryota; Viridiplantae; Streptophyta; Magnoliopsida; Asterales; Asteraceae
Source: RefSeq, a predicted model, not a curated record
AUGAGUCAUUAUGUCAACAAAUAUACAUCCAACAAGAAGGUUUGUUAUGGAUGUAAUGAAGAGGGAAAUAUUGCAAAAGACUGUUUGAAGAAGAAGGAGGCUGCAAGGCCUAAUGUGCCACCAAGGCCUAAGGCAAGAGCAUUCCAGAUGACACUAGAAGCAGCAAGGGAGGAAGCAGAUGUCGCUUCAAGUACUUUUCUCGUAAAUGGAUCGUCUGCCAAUAUUUUAUUUGAUUCCGGAUCUAAGUACUCCUUUAUUUUGCAUAAAUUUGGUAGAAUACUAGCAUUGCCUGUAGAUAGACUAGAUAGUGCUCUAGUAGUAGAGGUAGCUAGUGGAAAAUUCAUACCUGUUAGUGAAUGCAUUAGGAAUAUCAUCAUCAACUUGAAUGAGAAUAUAUUCCAUGAGUAA